AUGGUUGAUGCUCGUCUGCCAAAGCCAGCACGGGCCCCUCUGGUUCUGCACAAGCCUUUCAUGGUCGUUUGGAAUGCGCCAACUGAGCAGUGCAGGCUGCGGUACAAGGUGGACCUGGAUCUCAGUGUUUUUGACAUUGCAUCCAACAUCAAUGAAACUUUGAGUGGAUCCAAUGUGACAAUCUUCUAUCACACUCAUUUGGGAUACUAUCCAUACUACUCAGAUAAUGGAGAUCCUGUUAAUGGAGGGGUGCCCCAGAAUGAAAGUCUUCUCAAACAUCUUAGUAAAGCAAAGUCUGACAUUGACUAUUGCAUACCCAUGAAGAAAUUUCGGGGACUUGCAGUUAUUGACUGGGAAAACUGGAGGCCCCAGUGGGAUAGGAACUGGGGCAAUAAAAGCAUUUAUAGAAAUAAAUCUCUUGAGAUUGUUAGGAGAAGGCAUCCUCGGUGGUCAGAGGACAAAAUUAGGAAAGUGGCUAAAGAGGAAUUUGAAAAUGCUGGCAGGAGUUUUAUGAACAACACCAUCCUUCUGGCUGAGUAUAUGAGACCAAAUGGUUUGUGGGGUUACUAUCUGUACCCAGACUGCUACAAUUAUGAUUACAAAGAACACCCCCACACAUACACAGGGAAAUGCCCACCCAUUGAGUCUUUCCGCAAUGACCUCCUGAUUUGGCUGUGGAAGGAAAGCACUGCUCUCUACCCUUCUAUAUACCUGGAUUAUAUACUGAAGUCAAGUCCAAAUGCACUAAAAUUUGUUCACUAUCGGAUUAAAGAGGCAAUACGCAUUGCCUCAAUUGCUAGAAAAGACUAUGUUUUGCCUGUGUUUGUUUACUCCAGACCAUUUUAUGCCUACACUUUUCAUGUUUUAACAGAGACGGAUCUGGUCAACACCAUUGGGGAAAGUGCAGCUUUGGGAGCAGCUGGAGUUGUUCUCUGGGGCAGUAUGCAAUAUGCCAGCUCCAAGGAGAGCUGUUUAACUGUGAAACGGUACAUCGAUGGACCCUUAGGACAUUACGUCAUUAAUGUGACUGCAGCAGCCAAACUCUGUAGCAAAGUCCUGUGCAAGAAGAAUGGAAGAUGUAUCCGCAAAAACAGUGACUCUUCUGCAUACCUUCAUUUGUCACCCAGUGAUUUUAAGAUCCGAGACCAUCACUCAGAGGGGGGCCCCAGGUUCCAGAUGACUGGUGAACCAAGCCUGGAGAGUAUUGAAGCCAUGAGGCAGAGAUUCGUUUGUCAGUGUUACCAGGGCUGGACAGGAAUAUUUUGUGAAUUGCCUGACCAAAGGCUAUUGGAGCACUGGGUUCAUGUUGUGUUCAGUAGAUCAAGAAAACAAAAGCUCUUUGUCGUCCUCUUAGGAGCCAUGCAACUUCUACUACUUUGUUCUGCACACUAA
Messenger RNA from Acanthisitta chloris (rifleman), 1392 nucleotides. Its product is annotated as hyaluronidase-1-like. The coding region runs from base 1 to 1392 and encodes 463 amino acids. Gene Ontology annotation, molecular function: hyalurononglucosaminidase activity. The record is from RefSeq and is a predicted model, not a curated record. The transcript has 3 exons. Lineage: Eukaryota; Metazoa; Chordata; Aves; Passeriformes; Acanthisittidae. Gene Ontology annotation, biological process: carbohydrate metabolic process; hyaluronan catabolic process.